Molecule: messenger RNA, 376 nt
Organism: Poecilia reticulata (guppy)
Lineage: Eukaryota; Metazoa; Chordata; Actinopteri; Cyprinodontiformes; Poeciliidae
Source: RefSeq, a predicted model, not a curated record
GCCAGGAUGGCGGUCACCCCUAGACGCGUCCGCCUCAAGCCGUGGCUGGUGGCCCAGGUGGACAGCGCUCGGUACCCGGGUCUGGWUUGGGUCGACAGGGAGGCCUUGCGCUUCAGGAUCCCCUGGAAACACGCCACUAGACACACACCCCAACACGAGGACGAGGACACCAUAUUUAAGGCGUGGGCUGUGGAGACCGGGAAGUUUCAGGAGGGAGUUGAUGAACCUGAUCCCGCCAAGUGGAAAGCUCAGCUUCGGUGCGCCCUGAACAAAAGCCGUGAAUUCAAACUGGUCUAUGACGGCACCAAGGAAGUCCCCAUGAAUCCCUUAAAGGUGUACGAUGUCUGCGACAUCCCACAACCCAACAGUAACCAAA